Molecule: messenger RNA, 2308 nt
Organism: Prionailurus viverrinus (fishing cat)
Lineage: Eukaryota; Metazoa; Chordata; Mammalia; Carnivora; Felidae
Gene: IRAK3
Product: interleukin 1 receptor associated kinase 3
Exons: 12
Coding region: 1-1839 (612 amino acids)
Biological process (GO): interleukin-1-mediated signaling pathway; negative regulation of tumor necrosis factor production; protein phosphorylation
Cellular component (GO): cytoplasm; plasma membrane; nucleus
Molecular function (GO): ATP binding; protein binding; protein serine/threonine kinase activity
Source: RefSeq, a predicted model, not a curated record
AUGGCCUGGACGGCGGCGGCGGCGAGCGGCGGGGCCCGCGGUACGCUCUCGGCGCACACGCUCCUGUUCGACCUCCCGCCGGCGCUGCUGGGCGAGCUGUGCGCGGUCCUGGACAGCUGCGACGGCGCGCUGGGCUGGCGCGGCCUCGCGGAGCGACUUUCAAACAGCUGGCUGGAUGUUCGUCACAUCGAAAAAUAUGUUGACCAAGGUAAAAGUGGAACAAGAGAACUACUCUGGUCCUGGGCACAGAAAAACAAGACCAUCGGUGACUUGUUACAGAUCCUCCAGGAGAUGGGGCAUCAUCGAGCUAUCCAUUUAAUUGUGAACCAUGGAGCACCCUUGAAGAGUCAGAGUCAUCAUGGAGAUAGAUUUCCAAACAUGUUACCCAAGGAAAUAGCCAGUGUCACAGUGGAUAAUGUUCUUAUUCCUGGACAUAAUGAAAAAGGAAUAUUGUUUAAAUCCUCCGUCAGCUUUCAAAACAUCAGAGAUGGAACCAAAAAUUUCCACAAAGACUUCCUAAUUGGAGAAGGGGAGAUUUUUGAGGUAUACAGAGCAGAGAUCCAAAACCGAACAUAUGCCAUUAAAUUAUUUAAACAGGAGAAAAAAAUGCUAUGUAAGAAACAAUGGAAGCAGUUUUUAUCUGAGCUUGAAGUUUUACUACUGUUCCAUCAUCCAAACAUACUGGAGUUGACUGCGUAUUUUACAGAGAGUGAGAAGUUCUGCCUUGUUUAUCCAUAUAUGAGAAAUGGAUCACUUUUUGACAGAUUGCAGUGUGUAGGUAACACAGCCCCACUGUCUUGGCACAUUCGGAUCAGUGUUUUAAUAGGAACCUCCAGAGCCAUUCAGUAUUUGCACAACACGGAGCCGUGCUCGGUCAUCUGUGGCAGUGUAUCAAGUGCGAACAUACUUUUGGAUGAUCGGUUUGAACCCAAACUGACGGACUUUGGCAUGGCGCACUUCCGACCCCACCCGGAACAUCAGAGCUCUACCAUAAGCAUGGCUAGCAGCAGCACUAAACAUCUGUGGUAUAUGCCUGAAGAGUAUAUCAGACAGGGCAAACUUUCCAUUAAAACGGACGUCUAUAGCUUUGGAAUUGUAAUCAUGGAAGUUCUGACAGGUUGUAAAGUGGUGUUAGAUGAUCCAAAGCAUAUCCAGCUGAGGGAUCUCCUUAUGGAGUUGAUGGAGAAGAGAGGACUCGAUUCAUGCCUUUCGUUUCUAGAUAAGAAAGUGCGUCCCUGUCCUCGGAAUUUUUCUGCCAAGCUAUUCUCUUUGGCGGGCCAGUGUGCUACCACGCGGGCAAAGUUAAGACCAUCAAUGGAUGAAGUCCUAACUACUCUUGAAAGUACUCAAGCCUGCUUAUAUUUUGCUGAGGACCCUCCCACUUCACUAAAGUCCUUCAGGUGCCCUUCUCCUCUAUUCUUGGAUAACGUACCAAGUAUUCCAGUGGAAGAUGAUGAAAACCAGAAUAAUCACUCACACCCUCAUGAUCAAGGUUUGAGAAAAGAUGGAGUGACUCCGAAAGUUCCAUUUGAAUGCAGCCAGUCUGAGGUUACAUUUCUGGGCAUUCACAGAAAGUCAGGGGGUGAGAGAAAAGAGGAUGCAUGCAACACGCCCAGUUCUUCUUGUAAAGAAAGUUGGUCUGCAAAGCAUUCAGCUCUAUCACAGGACUCAGGGGCCUGUGGUGCAGAUCUGGACCCUUCUGCAGAAGCUCCAGACCCUUCUUACAGGAGCAGGCCAGUGGAGACCAGCUGUUCCUCUGAAUCUUCCUGGAACGAAUGUGAGCAGUACAAAAAGGAAUCGAUUUCACCAGAAGAUAAAGAAGAAAGCAAGUAUUGCUAAGGCCUCUGAGUACAGGUAUCAUCUUGGGAAAACAUUGUUACCAUAAGUAAUGCGAAAAAGGACAAUGGAUGGUGAGUUUGGGUGAUGCGGAUCUACUCUCUGGACAAUUCUACCCCUUCCUUCCCAACUCCGAAAACAGAGUGGCUCAAACCUAGGCUAUAUGAGAGCCAUCCAAAAUUACUUAAGAUCAUGAGCUGUGGCUUUAGACAAACAAAACCUACCAAAGAGGGACUAGAUUCUACGGUCUUCUCCAUCGUCAUCAACAUGAGCCCCUGUGCCACCAGUCUGCUAAGUACAUUCAGUUCAGUUAGAUUGCAUUAUUCAGUUUGGCUCGCUUGUGAAGGUUGUAAGAAGUGUCUAAUUUGUAAAUGUUAACAGGUGCCUUUUUAAAGAAUUACCUUUGUGUUUAUCUUAAUUAACCUUUAGUAUUUUUCUGUUCCUCCCUGUCAAGCCUGUCUGUUUGAAAAUG